Molecule: messenger RNA, 2915 nt
Organism: Acanthopagrus latus (yellowfin seabream)
Lineage: Eukaryota; Metazoa; Chordata; Actinopteri; Spariformes; Sparidae
Gene: mthfsd
Product: methenyltetrahydrofolate synthetase domain containing
Exons: 9
Coding region: 138-1634 (498 amino acids)
Cellular component (GO): cytoplasm
Molecular function (GO): RNA binding
Source: RefSeq, a predicted model, not a curated record
GCCUCCGUAGCAAUGAUAAACACUGACAGGCAGCUGUUCCCUCAGUAUUAUGUUACAGAGCGCACUUGUAAGGUUUGACAUCGUGUAACGUAGAAGAGAAUUGUUGAAGAGACUCAUUUCUGUUAACAUAUAAUAUAAUGGAGCCUGUUAUAUUAAUAAAACCUGGAGCGUCGAAGUGGGACAUCCGUGAGAAAGUUUGGGACUACAUCGAGGAUAAGAAUCUGGCAAACUUCCCGCGGCCCGUUCACAACAGAAUCCCCAAUUUCAAGGGUGCAAAUCAAGCAUGCGACAAGCUCGUGGACCUGCAGGAGUUCAAGUCCAGCCAGACAGUCAAAGGUGCUUUCACAGCCUGUGCCAAAGUGUCUGAGCUGCAGGUGUUCACCCACACAGCGGAGGUGAAGGUGGAUCCUGAUAAGCCUCUGGAGGGGGCCCGGCUGGCAGUGCUGCAGUCAGGGAAAACUUUAUUGGUCCCGACUCCUCGUCUUCGCACCGGUCUCUUCAAUAAGAUUACUCCUCCACAGGGGGCCAACAAAGAACAGCUACGCAUAUGCUGCUCCUCUCAGGGUGUGAAAGACUUCAGUGUGCCUGUUGGCCUGGAUGCGAAGGUGAAGGUGGACCUGGUGGUGGUUGGGUCUGUGGCAGUGUCAGAGAAAGGCUUUCGGAUUGGAAAAGGAGAGGGCUUUGCUGACAUGGAGUACGGCAUGAUGGCCUCAAUGGGAGCUGUGAAUGAGUCUACUGUGGUGGUUUCUAUUGUCCAUGACUGCCAGGUGUUGGACAUUCCGGAGGAGUUGAUGGACAGUCAUGACCUGACUGUGGAUUACAUCCUCACACCCACCAGAGUCAUUAAAACAAACUGCCCGCUGCCAAAACCGCGGGGAAUCAUCUGGAGUAAGCUGGACACUGAAAAGCUGGAGAGGAUCCCCAUCCUGAAGAAGCUGCGUGCUCUGGAGGAGCAGGCUGGAAAGGAUGUGACACUGGGGGCAGCGCCUGUUGCAGCACAGCAGAGCGGUUUGGAGAUGGGUCAACCCAGAGGGCCAGCCAGACGGAGGCCACAGCAAAACACACGGCAGGAUCCUGAGGGAGAAUCCAAACAGGAGAAGAGAGUAGAGUCAGAACAGAAGACCAGACAGCGCCCGGCUAGAGUGAGGAAAGAAAGCAGGGGAGAUGGUGCGGGAGGUAAAGAGGGAGAGGUCGGCGAGAGAGGAAGGGGAAGAAGAGGAGGAAACAUGAAGGAAAAAGGCGCGGAGGAGGGUGGAGGUGAGGUCACGUCACAACGUAAGCUCCCUCUGACUGUGACCACAGUUUACCUGGGGGGUAUCCCGGCCGGGCUGCGUGUCAGCGAGCUGAAAACUGCCCUCAGAGAGAGGGAGGCCGGCCCGCUCAGGCUCACCUGGCAGGGAGCUCAACACAGGGCCUUCCUGGACUACAGCGACCCUCAGGCUGCAGCGCAGGCCCUGGAGGCCCUGCAGGGUCUCAGUCUGAAUGGUCACAGUCUGCAGGCUGAGCUGGCCAAGAGCCAACGGGGAGGCAGGAGGUCCGGACAGACCAACAGGAGACCGAGACCGGCGACAGCUCCCAAAACCAGAGCGGCACCAGAUGCUAAGAGGGACGGCGACAAAGUGACUGAGCAGUAACAGCGGCAGGCAGUACGCUUAAUGCCUAAACAAGAGUUUAGUUUGUUUUUUUCCUGCAUUUAUUGCAAGUUCACCUCCGUUACAUGAACCUUAAACAUUGAAGGUGACUGCUAAAGCUAAUAAGCUGAACACACUACGAAUAAAACACACAACGCUAAAGCAUUUGACUAGAAAAGUGACUUGUACAUAUCAAUUCACAAUACUUAACCACUUAUAUGUGCCUUUUUAUUCACACACUCCUCGUGGUGUGUGUGACCAUAGAUCCUUCAUUUCCUGAAGGUAUUUUUUUGAAUAGAUAGAUGAAUAGAUAGUUAGAUGGAGGUUGUUGCUACAAGUGUUGAGUGGAUUUCUUUCAGUAUUACCUCCCCCGAGAAGGUCGGGUUUUCAGACCUCUUUGUCUUCUUGUAUCAGAAACAUUUAAGGCCAUGAGCCGAAGAAGAACCGGUUAGUGUUUUUUUUUUGUUGCAGAUGUAGCGCCACCAUGUGGUCAUUUAAUCAACUCAUACAAUCCUGAUGAGUCCUGAGCCAUGAAGUCCAAAAGGAACACUUUUAGCAAGGCCUUGCUUUAACUAUAGUGUAUCCAUACAGGCCAAUGUUGUGCCACCAUGUUGAUUUCUGUUCUUGUUAGGUUUUCGCCCGUUCUUGGCUUUAUUGACGCGGCAGUUGAAGAGUGUCAAGAAACGGGAAGAGAGAGAGAGAGAGACAGAGAGGGGACGGUAUUUAGCAAAGGGACGCAGGUCGUAUUCGAACUCGCCCCAGAGACGAGGGCACAGCCUCUCUAUGUGAGGCAUACGCACCACCAGCUGAGCUAUAAAAGCGCGGCGUGUUGAAUUUUCUUCGCACAACAUUUCACUUCCAUCAAAAUCUGGAACCUGUCAGUGACCCUUAAAACAUUUGUAUUGUUUUUUUCUUUUUGUAAUUUAUUGCCAAAUUUUGAGCCUGUUGUGCAAAUUUUAUAAGACGUGUGACACAGUGUGACACAGCAUGAUUCAUUUAAACAGUCAUAACUUGGUGAUGUGAUUCGGAUUUGACUCGGCUGAGACUUAUUUUUCUAAAUAUCAGCGUGAAAGUCUAUCAAUGUAUUUUGACGAUGAAGACGUGGUUCUAGAUGAGGUUCAUAGACGUCUAAACAACACAUUUAGAGACUUGUUUGGCCUCGUUUGAGCUGCGUUUUGACUACUUGCUUUGGUUUUUCUCUGAAUAUUUUACGACUUUAUAUAUUUAAACAGUCACAUGUGUUGUUGUUUUUGUUUAUUGAUUAAAAAAAAACCCUCCAACGUA